Scleropages formosus (Asian bonytongue) is the source of this 6936-nucleotide messenger RNA. RefSeq names its product glutamate receptor, ionotropic, kainate 4 (gene grik4). Gene Ontology annotation, cellular component: membrane. Bases 1129 to 4017 code for a protein of 962 amino acids. The record is from RefSeq and is a predicted model, not a curated record. Gene Ontology annotation, biological process: monoatomic ion transport. Gene Ontology annotation, molecular function: signaling receptor activity; ligand-gated monoatomic ion channel activity. NCBI's taxonomy places the organism in Eukaryota, Metazoa, Chordata, Actinopteri, Osteoglossiformes, Osteoglossidae. The transcript has 22 exons.
UUCAAAGCAUCUUUGUGGCUUGCGGUAAAGCAGUUAAAACAUCUUUGUAGCUGCAUAUUAUUACUGUACACUAAAUAAAGGAUCUGAGUCGACAGCCUCUCUUGGCAUUUUAUUCAACAACCUUGUGGUAAACAGUGUGGUGUCCUACUGGUACAGCAGUUUGGUAGCAACACACUGUGUCCUACAGGGGGUUUUCUGUGGAGGUAAGUCUGCCAGGGAGCACCAUUUCCUCUGAUGAAUAAUUCAUUUAAAAGAAUUAAGCGGCAUUAAGGUUUUCAAGUUGUUUUUCCUUAAAAUCUCUGUGUGGGUUUGUCCCUUAGGCUGCCUUUUAAAUUAAUAAGGACUUCAUCUGGAGUAUUGUUGUACUUCUGCCUUCCAGCGGAGCGGUUCAAGUUCCAUUCCCUGAUAUAAAUGUUACUAAGAAAUGUUAAAAUUGUGCAGUUGUAUAAGGUAAAGAAGGCUGCGUUGCUUCACCUAAGCGGGGAAGUUAAAUAACUGACGAAGUACUUAAUAGUUCAGCUCGCAUCACCAGGAAGCUCGGAUAUUUAAGUGUGUGAGGAAACACAGAUUCGCGUCAUGAUGUCUGGACAAAGGGUAAACUCUCCACAAAACACAAGCUUCCGACUUGUUACGUAAGAGAAGCGAAAUGUUUUCCAACACUAGUCUGAAAACACGGUGGGUCUGCCAGAUUCUUAGGUAAACUCGCGUCGAACGGUUGACUCCCGACCCGGCGCUGUGAAAAAGGAAGUUUCCAGAACGCCGCGUGUAAGACCUGUGGUAAACGAAGACAGACGGUUCAUGGAUAUUUAAAACUGUACUAACGACGCCGCUGCUCACAGAAUGAAAAAACAACAGACGGCUCGUGUGAGACGCCGGCACGCGAAGACGCUGAGCAGGAGCGCGCAUCGGCGGAACGACCGGGGGGGGGAAGAAGAGCAGCGGGGAGCUGAUGGUCACGAGCCAGACUUUCACCAUAUCCGGACAUCUCCUGCCAUCUUGUAGUCCGGAAAACUGAGGAUAGUCUCCAUUGUUAUCGACUCAUCCACCGACUAACGAUAACUCCAGGGAACUUUGGGGUGGCUGAGACAGGGGGAUCCCCAGGCCAGGACCCAUGAGGAGGCGUAGAAGAUGCUCGCUGACUGGGUGCCUCUGCUCUUCCUCGCCACAUGGAUGAGGAGCAGCACCAGCAGCCCGCUCUCCUUCCGCAUCGCCGCCAUCCUGGACGACCCAAUGGAGUGCAGCCGGGGUGAGCGGCUGGCCAUAACACUUGCCAAGGACAGCAUCAACCGCUCCAGCAACCGCUCCAGCACAGGCAAGCUAGAAGUUGACAUCUUCGAACUGCUGAGGGACAGCGAGUACGAGACAGGGGAGACCAUGUGUCAGAUCCUGUCCAAGGGGGUGGUGGCAGUCCUAGGCCCAUCGGGAAGCCCCGCGUCCAACUCCAUCAUCAGCAACAUCUGCGGAGAGAAAGAGGUGCCCUACGUGAAGGUUGCCCCUGAGGACAUCCUGAAGGUGCAUUUUCCCCGUUUUACCACUCUGGACUUGCGGCCCACCAACACUGACGUCAGCCUGGCUGUGGCUGGCCUCCUCAGCUUCUUCAACAGCACCACGGCGUGUCUGAUCUGCACCCGGUCUGACUGCUUGCUGAACCUGGAGCGGCUUUUGCGUGAGUUCCUAAUCUCCAAGGAGACACUGUCAGUGCGCAUGUUGGAUGACAGCCAGGACCCCACACCGCUCCUCAAAGAGAUUCGCGAUGACAAGACUGCUACCAUCAUCGUGGAUGCCAACUCCACCAUGUCCCACAUCAUCCUGGAGCGAGCCUCAGGUUUAGGGAUGCUCUCUGUCUACUACACCUACAUCUUCACCUCACUGGAGUUCUCUCUUCUGCGACUAGAUGAGGUGGCCGACCAGCGGGUCAGCAUUGUGGGCUUCUCCGUCUUCAACCGCUCCCACCCCUUCUUCCAGGACUUUCUCCUUAGCCUUCAUCGCUCCUGGCAGGAGAACUGCGACCAUGCGCCAUUUGCCGGGGCUCCGCUCUCCUCAGCGUUGCUGUUUGAUGCGGUGCAUGUGGUGGCCGCCGCCGUCCAGGAGCUGAACCGGAGCCAAAGUGUGGGUGCUACACCUCUCUCCUGCAAGUCCUCCAAGAUCUGGGAACACGGUACCAGUCUGAUGAACUACCUGCGCAUGGUAGAAUUGGAAGGUCUAACUGGUCACAUUGAGUUCAACAGCAAGGGCCAGCGCUCCAACUAUAUCCUAAGGAUCAUGCAGAACAGCAGAGAGGGCCUGAGGCAGAUUGGCCAGUGGCACUCAGAGCAGGGUUUGUCCAUGGAGCGGAAGUUGCCAUCGGUCAAUAUGACGGACACACUCUUCAACACCACCCUCACCAUCACCACCAUCCUGGAGAACCCCUAUGUGAUGCUGCGGCACAACCACCAUGAGCUAGAGGGCAACGAGCGCUAUGAGGGCUUCUGUGUGGAUAUGCUGAAAGAGCUGGCGGAUAUCCUCAAGUUCAAGUAUCGCAUCAGGCUGGUGGGCGAUGGUGUAUACGGUGUGCCUGGGGCCAAUGGCACCUGGACUGGUAUGGUGGGAGAACUCAUCUCCAGGAAAGCUGAUCUCGCUGUGGCUGGACUGACCAUCACUGCUGAGAGGGAAAAGGUUAUUGACUUCUCCAAGCCCUUCAUGACCCUCGGGAUCAGCAUCAUGUACCGGGUACAUCUGGGCCGUAGACCCGGGUAUUUCUCAUUCCUGGAUCCCUUCUCCCCAGGGGUGUGGCUCUUCAUGCUCUUGGCCUACCUGGCUGUCAGCUGUGUUCUUUUCCUUGUGGCCAGACUGACUCCCUAUGAGUGGUAUAAUCCUGACCCCUGUCCAAGGGGGCGCUGCAGCAUGCUCAUCAACCAGUACUCCCUGGGAAACAGCUUCUGGUUUCCCGUUGGGGGGUUCAUGCAACAGGGAUCUGCCAUUGCCCCCCGGGCCCUGUCCACUCGCUGCGUCAGUGGUGUCUGGUGGGCCUUCACCCUCAUCAUCAUCUCAUCCUACACGGCCAACCUGGCUGCCUUCCUCACUGUGCAGAGGAUGGAGGUGCCCAUUGAGUCUGUGGAUGAUCUGGCUGACCAGACAGCCAUUGAGUAUGGUACCAUGCACGGUGGAUCCACCAUGACCUUCUUCCAGAACUCACGGUACCAGACAUACCAGCGCAUGUGGAACUUCAUGCACUCCAAACAGCCCAGUGUGUUUGUGAAGAGCACAGAGGAAGGCAUCGCCCGUGUGCUCAACUCCAACUACGCCUACCUGCUAGAGAGCACCAUGAACGAGUACUACCGCCAGCGCAAUUGCAACCUCACCCAAAUCGGGGGGCUGCUGGAUACCAAGGGUUAUGGCAUUGGAAUGCCUGUAGGCUCUGUGUACAGGGAUGAGUUUGACCUCGCCAUCCUCAAACUGCAGGAGGACAACCGCCUGGAGAUUCUGAAAAGGAAAUGGUGGGAUGGUGGCAGGUGUCCCAAGGAAGGGGACCAUCGUGCCAAAGGCCUUGGCAUGGAGAACAUUGGUGGGAUCUUUGUUGUGUUGGUAUGUGGCCUGCUGGCAGCCAUCCUCAUAGCUGUGCUGGAGUUUGCCUGGAUGCUACGCCGAACACCCAGGACUCAGUCAGCAUGUGAGGAGAUGCUGCGGGAGCUGCAGGGAAUCCUGCUGUGCCGGGACAGCUUGCAGCUCCGCCGGCGCCAGGGGGCCGGGGGGCCACGCCCUCGCCCUCUGUCCCUGGAGGAUCGCCGUUCACGUGCCGCCGCUGUCAGCCUCAGUAACGGCAAGCUGUGUGCGGGGACAGGCCUGAGUGUGGCUGUUUCCGAGCCGCUGCCUCACAGACUGGCGACAGAGGCCGCCAUGGUGGCCAGGGGCUGCAGCCAUGUGCGCAUCUGUCCCGAGUGUCGGCGCUUCCAGGGCCUGCGGGCACGGCCCUCCCCCGACCCCAGCGAGGACAGCGUGGAGUGGGACAAGACCACUAACAGCAGCGAACCUGAAUAACACCCCCCAUCCCCAUGUACUGGCCACACCCUUCACUGAGGGCUGGGACAUCCUGACAAGAGCUUCCAUCCCCCCUGUGAUUUCAGGUGAGGGGCUGUUGGCAGAGGUCUGGUAGCUCUGGAGCGGCACACUUCUUCCCCACUGAGGGGGGGUGGAAUCCUCUGGGCACUGAGAUCAUGGCAGAUGAGAGAAGUCCCUGUUGGCACAGAGGUGAGGAGUCCUUGCUGUGUGCACAAUCACCUGAGCCCCACGCUGCCUCAGGUUCUGGAGAUUCAGAAGAUUGGAGAGAAUACAGAAGAGCACCCUACUAUGCAGCCUUUACUGUGCCAUCAGUCUGUUUUUAAAUGGCCCCACUGAGUUGUGUUAUUCUCCUUGCUUUUAUGGUUGUUGUUGUUCCAGUCAUCAAAAGUACGCUGUUUCCAAGGCUGGUGUCCACACGUACUCUGCCGCUGCAGGUGGUGAAGAAGAGACCUGUCAAGCUGUUUUACACCUAUAAAUGUCUUCAAAGGGCCAACAGUGAAGGAUGCUGGGAAACAGUGUGAUGGCAGCAGUGUGAACAACACAAAAACACUUAUUCAGUAAUGUGCAUUUUAUACCUUGUAGUUGCAAAAUGUUCUGUAAAAAUGGUUUGAAGAAAUUUCUGAGAGACUGCAGUGCAUGUUGAGAAAGUACAAUUGGUGGUGUGAUGAAAGCAAUUGAUUUAAGACCUGUUUCUUUUUAUUAAUCUUCCCUGCAACAGAAUAAUGCGUUGUCCAAUCAGACAUGUCUUUCUAUGGUGUGUGUUUUUUUUUUUUUUUUUUUUUCCCCUCUUCUUCUUCUCUCUAUUCCUGUGUUCUGGAAUUCCUACCUUCAUGCCCUUCCAGAGACCUUCUGUAUCAUGGUGGAGCACAUGUUCCUCAUGGAGUGCUUUUCAAGUAUCCUUUGGGUCCAGAUGUACAGUAUCAGUUACAAGUUUGUUUGCACUUGGUGGUGAUAGUUUUUGCUCACAAGGCUUUCUGUAGACAAGUUUUAAUCAGGAAACGAGCCGGCUUGUCUCCAAAGCUCUUCUGCGCUAGUUUCCAGAUGUAUGACGCUUGUGGGUUGCUUUUCUUUCACUCUUUGUCUUCAGUUCAUUCCAGUACUGUAAGGGUUGACCUGAUGUACUCAAACUUUUGACUACAAAUGUAUUUGUCAUUACUUCCUCGCCUCUGGGAUUUUGUUCAGGACCCAUGUGUUCCCAUCAUGGUGUCUUUGUGUGGCUGCAUUGAUUGCCAUUAAAUGCUUGUCUGUUCACAGUGCAUGGUUAGCAGAAGCUCAUCUGGCAGGUCAGUACAGAAAGUACCGGAAGUGUGACUCACUUAGGUGCCAUCAGUGGCCUUGUGUGGAGGCAGGGAUAGAGUUUGUGGUGCACAGGUCAACAGACAGUCAAUCCCUUAGUCUUGCAGGGAAGCACAUUUGUCCUAACAUGGCCUGCAGCUCUGCUGUUGAGAUCUCAUGGUUACAGGUGAGACUCUACAGACCGAGGUCCAGUGACUGCGAUCCAGAUUGUACAGUGAUAAUGUAUACAGCCUACGUGGUGCGUGUUACGGACUCUGGUGUCUGAAGCCAGGGUUUCAGCCGCUUCUCCCCAUUAAGAAAGGCUCUUUGUAAAUGCAAAUAGAUUUCGUUUCAAUUCUUACACUCUGUCUUUUUUCCCUAUUCAAUCAUCCGUAAUGCCAUUAAAGUAGGAAUUCAUUAUUUAAACCAGUCUCCAUGUUGAAAUGGCUUAUUUCUGUUUCAGAUUACAUUACCAUGGAGACAAAAUGCAGUUGGGUCAGGUCGAUGUAAUUUUUCCAGAGUGUAAAUAGCAGUUAAUAAUGGUAGUAUAUUUGUGCUACCCGCAGCCGUCACGUCGGCAGUAUCCACGGAGACGCCCCGUUCCGACAGUCGUCUUGUGCACUUUCUUUGUAGAGACUUUGUGGAGAUCAUAACAAUGCUCAUUUCUGCCACGGUCUGGGCAGCGGGCAGCGUCCCCUGUGUACACAUUACCGUCAUAGUGAAAGAAGUGCGUGUGCGUUCCACUUUCAGAUGUGGUCAGCUUCUUCAAAAUGAAGAGUCUGCUUCUCACCCGAGUGGGAGAAGCAACAGGCAAGCACAGAACUUGAGAGCGCUCGUGGUAAAGCACGAUAACAUCCGAACCGCAUCUUUAAUUGUCAGUGUUUUCGGCCAGUGCGGUGGGUGGCUGAUUCAGGUCACAUGACCUCUGCCCAUCAGCAGGGAGACGCAUCUCUGAUAAAGGGCAGACCGUGAGUGAUGUCCAGGCGAGCUUCUUCCGUGCUGAAGACACAGAUGUAAACGACUUAGUUGGAAUAAAUCCUUAAGCUGCGGAAACGCAGACACACAAAGCAUGUCUAUCUCUUCUAGGACCUUCACUGGAAAUCCUUGUGUUGAUAGCAGGAUUUAGCUGCUAAUUUUUAUAUGCUUAAUUUUCCUAUGUUGUCAUUUUUAUUCCACUAUAAAUUAUCUUUUGAAAAUAGCAACGUCCAUCAAGCUGUUUUUCUGUGGGCUCUUUUUUCUCCCAUCAUCUGACCGGUACAAGAACCCAAAAAGGGCAAACUAUUACUUACUAUUACUCCAAACUAUGAGUCCAUCAGCAACAGAAAAAUUUUGGCGUAAUGAUGGCAAUGUUUGUGUACCAAGGCCCGGUGCGCUGCACACACACAGCGAUGCGCUGAGGGACUGUCCAUGUGGCAGAUCGGCAACAGCCUACAGCUGCCCGCUGUGUAUUUCUAUCUGUGCAGUGUGAAAUCAGUCUUAUUCAGUGUAGAUCUUAGUAAAUUUUGUUUAACUUCAUCAGCACAGUAAUUUAGCUUUAUAGCCUCAUGAAAUGUUGGAAGUAUACAAAUCAUACUCAAAAUACAUGUAUGCUGCCUGAAAAGGUCUACACUUUCAUUGUAUUAA